This is a messenger RNA of Larimichthys crocea (large yellow croaker), 4819 nucleotides long. Its product is annotated as netrin-G1. Gene Ontology annotation, biological process: animal organ morphogenesis; axonogenesis; tissue development. Lineage: Eukaryota; Metazoa; Chordata; Actinopteri; Sciaenidae. The transcript has 7 exons. The coding region runs from base 844 to 2337 and encodes 497 amino acids. The record is from RefSeq and is a predicted model, not a curated record.
GGAAGAUUGCUUAUCUCUCUCCUCCUCUCCCGUCCACAACUCGACUGGGUUAAGAAAUCUAUCCAAUCCAAACGACCCCCCCAAAGAGUUUCUCUCCACUGGGAUGUCUUUUUUUCUUUUAAAUACGCGUUGAUGGACUUUAAUGAAUUUGCGGCCACCGUGAAUCCCCAUUGACGGCUACUUGAAGUAUUUUGUCGUGCGCCAUUCCAGCGAUCGCUGCGCCGAGAGCAGCGCUGCGUAAAAGCCAAACAAGCCUGUGUGUGGACACCAGGCGAUAUUCGGCGGUGGUUUGUAAGCGUGAAAGAAAGAAAGAAGAAGGAAAGAAAAGGAGAUUUUGAGUGUAAACGAGUCCCGGACUGUUAUUUGGAAUGAAAAAGCUGCUUUAGUGAGACGCAAAAGUUUAAAGAAAAGUUAAGAGGCAGAGGUUGUCUCUGCACUUCAAUGCGCGCCUUUUGCGCAUAUUUUAUUGAUCCACCUGGUGCGAGAUUUGGGGUGAAUUAGAAAAAAGAGGAAUCGGUCAGAGGCGUGUGAAAAUCAAAUACGCUGUAAAUAACUUGUUGCAUGAGCAGCUCGUCCCAGGAGCGCAUUUACAUGAUGCUGCCCAUGGCGAAAGUCACAAAAGACGGGAGAUCAAGCUAAGACGUCUGACCGACGCUGACUUAUGAGGAGUGCCACUCCUCUCUGUACAUCACAUCUGACCGUUAGUUGACCCGACCCUUUCAUCAGGACUUGUGAAGACUCAGGCUCACUUGUUGACACACCUCAUCAGCCAGGCAGAAGUGGCAACAAUCAAAGGCGAAACAACCGGAUGGAGGGGGUGCAAGAUGCUGCCACGGUUCCCAGAUGCUCAAAGCUCCAGUUAAUUUAGAAGAUUCUCAACAAUAUUGUCGUUUCUGUGACGAAGCAGAAGCUGUUAAGUCAAAAAGAAGUUCCACAGCAGACAUCCAGAAGACAAGAUCAGCGAUGCUUUGGCCAGUAUUAUUCACUCUGCAAGCUGUGUGCAGCAGCGUGGCACAUGCCAUGCAACAUUACCCGGCGGCCUGGGGACACUAUGACGUGUGCAAGUCCCAGAUCUAUACGGAGGAGGGCCUGGCAUGGGACUACAUGGCCUGUCAGCCAGAAGCCACCGACAUGACAAAGUACCUUCGAGUGGCCCUCGACCCCCCAAAUAUCACGUGUGGAGAUCCGCCAGAAACGUACUGCGCUUUGGAGAAUCCUUAUAUGUGCAACAAUGAAUGCGACGCCACCACUGAGGAGCUGGCUCAUCCUCCCGAGUUGAUGUUUGACUUUGAGGGUCGCAACCCCACAACGUUCUGGCAGUCCACCUCAUGGAAGAAAUACCCGAAGCCGCUCCAGGUUAACAUCACGCUUUCGUGGAACAAAACCAUCGAGCUGACUGACGACAUCAUAUUGACCUUUGAGUCAGGCCGACCGGAGCAGAUGGUCCUGGAAAAGUCGCUCGACUACGGUCGGACCUGGACCCCAUACCAGUUCUAUGCCACUGACUGCCUGGACGCCUUCACCAUGGAACCCAAGACAGUCAAUGACCUCACCCAGCGCACCCUGCUGGAUAUCAUCUGCACUGAGGACUACUCCCGAGGCUAUGUGUGGAAGAACGACAAGACUGUACGUUUUGAGAUAAAAGACCGCUUUGCCCUCUUUGCCGGGCCUCGGCUACACAACAUGGCCUCGCUGUACGGCCAGCUGGAUACCACCAAGAACCUGAGGGACUUCUUCACCAUCACUGAUCUGAGGAUUAAGCUGCUGAAGCCAGCCACUGGAGCCACCAUGGUGGAUGAGAAUAACCUGUCCAGAUAUUUCUAUGCCAUUUCUGACAUCAAGGUGCAGGGCAGGUGCAAGUGCAACCUGCAUGCCAACAGCUGUGUGUUUGACAAAGGGAAGCUGGGCUGCGAGUGUGAACACAACACCACAGGGUCAGACUGCAGCCGCUGUAAGAAGCACUACCAUGGAAGAGCCUGGAGCGUGGGCUCCUACCUCCCUAUACCCAAAGGAACGGCAAAUAUAUGUAUUCCUAGUAAUCAUGGACCAGUGCAUCGAGCAAAUGCUUCAUCUCUUGGUGUUGCAAAUCGUAACCAAGCUCGGGUGUGUGACAACGCGAUGCUGCGCUGUCAGAACGGUGGCACGUGCCACCACCAUCAGCGGUGCCAUUGUUCCCCCGGUUUCACGGGCGUCCUGUGCGAGAGAGCUCGCUGCCAGGGCCCCGGGGAGUGCGAUGACCAAUUGUCUGGACGGGCCUCCUUCAAUCAUCCCCCCGUCGGCCUCCAGCUCGCUUUUACCCUCGUAGUGCUCCCGCUAUUGAUUGUUUCCCUUUGCUGAGAGACCUGGACGGCCUCCCCACCCUCAACCAAAACCCUAAGACCACAUAUGUUGAGACUGAACUCUCAACCGUAAGGACAUGAAGGACAAAGGAUGAUGUUGCUAAGAAUACAAUAUAAGCAACUCUUUUGUAUCUCCAAGCCACAGUGGUAGGUGUUAACUAGUGCAACUGAUGUGCACCGAUGUGUUAUACUAGAUGGAUUUAUGAAAGGCUUGGUGAAGUCACUGCUGUCGUAUGUCACAGAGGAAACGGUUGGAGCCCUCGCUGUCUGAUUAUGUCAUUGGCUGAUACUUCAUUAAAGACAGACUGGAGACUCGGAGAGAGCUACCCACACUCUGCAAACUGUACAAAACUAGACACAUGAUUUCUAAGUAUCAUCUGAAGUUAUUAAAAAAUAAUAAUGUGGACGGGGACAUCUUUAAACAUCUUGCCUCACUGCCUCCUUCCUUACGUGUUACCUUCUCUCCUCCUGUCCCUCACUCUCUCCUCCUUCCCUGUGCUUUGGUGACUCUGGUGAUUUUUCCUUUGCUGAAGGGUGUCUGUUGUUUUUUGCCAAAUGCUGCACAUGUAUUAUUAUCAAGCCCCCUUGCCAAGUACCGAUCUAGUACUUCUGCUUUCUUUUCCAGAGGCUUUGUAGUCAUGCUUGAGCUCACCUGUAUGGAGGGGGAAGAAAAAAAAAAAGUUGUAACAUACUGUAACUGUAUUUAAUUUUUGUAUAAAACAGAUAUUUUCAUGACUACGCAAAACAGAAAGAUGUAUUACUUGUUUUCUAUUGCUGCCGAUGCGCCCUAGAUGUGGACUAUGAGCGUGAGGAGUUUGGUUGUAUUAUUAUUUUUUUGCUUGUGCGGCAUGGUUCUCUUCAUUUGAGAGCUGCUGUCAAAACUAUGUUUACAUACACACUUACACAAUACACUUCCACCAAAGGGAAAAAGAAAAAAACAUGUCUUUGUCUUGUUGUUGAACCGUAGUAAUUUUAUUAAGUAGUACUAUAACAUUUGGGACAAGAUGUGUGGAGUAUAGAAGUGUAUUGUUUGUAGAUAGACACAAGCCGAUGACAAUAGCUGAAUGUCAUUUUAAAGGAUUUUCGAACGCUAAUCGAUGCCAAUUAUUGACCUAUUCACUGAAGCAACCGUUGCUGGUAACAAUAUAUGAGUCAGCAAAUGACCUCCCAGGUCUACGGUUGUUUUUUUUCCGAUGUGCUGUAACCCAUCCUUGUUGUGCUCAUGAAAUGUGGGAGAAUCAGACAAAUCUCAAGCCAAAAUCCCAUCAGCUUUAUGUAAAUUUAGCAAGAAGACUUGGGGGUGGGGAGGGAAAGGAGAUUGCACGGUUUGUCGCAGAGGUUGUCCAGCUCAAAUCUUUAAUCAGAUCUAAUCCUUGAAUCAAAUGGGAAGAGGGGAAGGUUUUCUGAGCUGGUACGGUUGAAAGCCUGCAUCCUGCUGCGGGAGCCUCCGAGAAGCGACACGUUCAGGAAAUGAGCUUUAAUUCAUGGAGGGUCAAUGAAUAGAAAUGAAGUCGCAUCCCACUGGGUGACAUAUUGAGCACUGAGACCAAUUUCAUUUGAGAGAUUAAUUUUCCUCCCGAGGUUGUCAUGAAACACCUAAUUGUGUUAGAGUCUACUGUAAGUGCCUCUCAUUAAAUGACACUGUUGAUGAAAAGAGUAGCGGAUGACUUUUUUGACAGACGCCUGACUGGGAGCGCCUCUUUUGGGAAACUACAAUUAUUUAAAAUGGGAUAAUAUGAUGUGUAAAAUAACUGAAAAGGGUUGAUCUGUCGAAGAAGCAACUAUAGUAUGACUGCCAAUCCAUUUUAAAGAGAAAAUAAAUCAAUAUCAUAGAAGAACUAACCCAAAAAGCGAUUGUCCUACCACAGGUUCACAAGGCGCAGCAGGUCAGGUUUUGGAUUUGUCCAUAUAUGUUGGAAGUAGUAAUCAUUGGGCUUUAAUUAAGAGCAAAUAUGCAGUAUAAAGAGUUUUUAAACCGUUCCAAACCAAAAAUACAUCUAAGAAAUGGAUUAAACUCCAUUCCAAAUUACACCAAGGCCAAGAAGCAUUUCAUAUUUAAUGGCUACAGGUUAGAAGGGAGAGAAGAAAUGUCCACGACCACCAUACUGCUGUCCCACUAGUGACUGUUGCGUAUCGGCGCCUCUUUCCCGUUCUCUACUGGAUGUGGGAAAGUUUACACUCAACCGAGCUAAUCAAAGAUAAUGUUACGUUCGCCAAAACACAUUGUUUAGUCCUUAUCCUAAAAGAAAUUUCUCUUGUAACAUUUAAAGUGAAACAUACUGUUGGAAAACUCCCAAACAAUAAAGCAUCUAACCUCUGUCUUGCUUGUCAAAGUAUGUAAGCGAAGCAUCAAACAGCGAAUAAUCGCAGGACUAACUAGUCCAGCUCUACACUGCAGUACAAGAACGAUACCGUUUCUUAAUUUUCAUCUUUUCUGGUGGAGAAUCUAACUUUUUUUGCCAGACACUCCCACCUUUAAC